Molecule: messenger RNA, 9039 nt
Organism: Schistocerca cancellata (South American locust)
Lineage: Eukaryota; Metazoa; Arthropoda; Insecta; Orthoptera; Acrididae
Gene: ewg
Product: DNA-binding protein P3A2
Exons: 13
Coding region: 410-2158 (582 amino acids)
Biological process (GO): regulation of transcription by RNA polymerase II
Cellular component (GO): nucleus
Molecular function (GO): RNA polymerase II cis-regulatory region sequence-specific DNA binding; DNA-binding transcription factor activity, RNA polymerase II-specific
Source: RefSeq, a predicted model, not a curated record
UCGAUCGAUAUUCAUAGAACCUUGCUGGAUUUUUUAGCUAUAGGUGUUUUACAAACAUGGUGCUGUCGUUGAACCAUUUAGAUACAUAAUUAGUGGUUGGCGUGAUUACUUUCUCCCUAAGUUUCUUCGGAGUGGAACCGGAGACAUGUUUUCAUGUUGAAAUGACCCUCCCUUCACGCAGGGGAGGUUGUGAACCAUGACAGAUUGUAAUGUGAACUAGAAGAUAUUCAUAUUCUUAUGACACAGUUCGGAAUAAAUUCCUUUUCGAGACCUUGUGCAAAAUAAGGUGCCAUGUUUCUCAGUUUCAUGUGGCUAAUAAUUCUAUGCUGAUAUGAAGUACCAGAGUGAUGUGACACUGUAACAUGUUAGAACUGGUAAAGCAGUUACUGAGAGAUAUCUGGAGUCUGCAAUGAAUGCACAGACAGCAGAUUCGCUGACUGUGCUGCAUGGUGCAGACACAGCACAUGCUCAUGCUGUAGUUACUGAUGAGGAAGAUGAUGAUGGAUGUCCAUCUUCCCCAGGCUCUAGCACGCAAUAUGUCGAAGGCGGUGACUUGAUGGCCGCUGCUAUGAAUGAUGAGGUGACAGCGCAGCUCGCCGCAGCAGGCCCUGUGGGAGUAGCAGCAGCAGCGGCCAUAGUAUCGGCUAAGAAACGCAAACGACCACACUCGUUUGAGACCAAUCCCUCAAUUAGGAAGAGGCAGCAGAAUAGAUUGCUUCGAAAGUUACGGCAAACAAUCGAUGAAUUUGCGACGAGGGUAGGACAGCAGGCUGUUGUAGUUGUAGCAACGCCUGGCAAGCCCCAAAACAGCUUCAAAGUGUUUGGGGCUAAACCACUAGAAGAUGUGAUGAGGAACAUCCGCACAAUGAUAAUGGAUGAAUUGGAAUCUGCAUUAGCACAACAAGCUCCACCACCCGUCCAGGAAGACCCGUCGCUGUAUGAAUUACCUCCACUUAUCAUCGAUGGUAUCCCUACGCCUGUCGAAAAGAUGACUCAAGCACAACUGCGAGCCUUUAUUCCUCUGAUGCUCAAAUAUUCGACAGGGCGUGGGAAACCAGGGUGGGGUCGUGAGUCGACGAGACCUCCUUGGUGGCCCAAGGAACUGCCUUGGGCAAAUGUGCGUAUGGAUGCGCGCACAGAGGAUGAGAAGCAAAAGAUAUCGUGGACACAUGCUCUGCGCCAAAUAGUCAUCAACUGCUACAAGUACCAUGGGAGGGAAGAUCUGCUCCCUGCAUUCAGUGAGGAUGAAGAGGCCAACGGGACUGUGACAGCGGUCGUUUCUGGCAGCUCUUCUAGUAACACUGGCUCAGCAUCACUUGUGGGCACUGCUGCUACCAGUACUGGUACUGCGACCAUUGUGGGAACAGCGAAUAGGAGUUCAGUGUCUGCUGCAACACAGGCAACAGUGACAGCGCAGUAUGCUCCAGCAGUUCUGCAGACAAUUAGCAAUGCAGAUGGUACAGUCUCCAUCAUCCAGGUGGACCCAAAUAAUCCUAUCAUCACAUUACCUGAUGGUACAACUGCUCAAGUCCAGAGUGUCACGGCUCUGGCUGAAGUUGGCCCAGGUCAAGGUGAAAAUGUGGCUGUGGACCUUAACAGUGUAACAGAAGCCACUCUUAAUCAGGAUGGCCAGAUCAUUCUUACUGCAGAGGAUGGUCAUGGUUAUCCAGUAUCUGUCUCUGGAAUGAUAACUGUGCCAGUCACUGGAUCAAUGUAUCAAACUGUGGUGGCAAAUCUACAACACCUCCAUCCACAAGGGGAGCCAGGUAGUUUGCAGGGUGAAGACCGUCUGUUCCAGGUGGUGACACCAAUGGUACAGGUACCAAAGGCAGAGCCAGGGGGUGAUGCAUCUGCUGCCACAGAGGUGGAGGCUAUCACAGUAACGCCCCAGCAGUUGCUGGGACCGCACCAGCUAGUUAGUGUCCCUGGUGAACCACAGCUACUGCAGGUUCUGUCUCUGAAAGAGAGCCCACCAACUCCAGGUAAUGCAUCAGUGCAGACCCCACCUCACAGACCGACCACGCCGGCUGGUAAGAGGUCUGCGGCUGUCGGCCCAGGAGAAUCGUCGGUAGUGGAGGUCAGCAUCGAUGUCAAAGAGGAAGAGGCACCUGCUCCGACAUCAGUGUCCGGUACAGGUGGACCGAGUUCUGAUCAGUGACGACUUACGGCCCCUAGUCAUCUCAAGGCUUUGAGUUGUCGUGGAGUGUAGCUCUUGCAGAGGAUACCUGAAAAUGGGUUACUUCACCAGAACUGGAGAAAUAAUUGAAGACUCCUUUACAUUAGUACCUGUUUUGAGCCUCGUCAAGAGGUGACAGCUCCACUGUCUGUUUCUGUCUCUCUCAGUACCAUAUGUCCAAAAUGCAGGACGAGUUUUGGAGUUUGUAGUUUAUUUUCCAUCUGCUGUAGUUUGUGAGUCCUUCUCGUAGAGUUUGGUUUGGUACCUUUCUCUUUUGGAAGAGUGACACUACCAACAAGUGUGUGUUCCUCUCACAUGAAGAAAGUCUGUAGCUUUAAACAGAGAGUUUCACUCAAUGUUGCAGUAUCACAUGUGUAUGGUAUUUAAUCUGUAAAACUAUGUUGUUUAUUCAGUCAUCUAGUAACACAUACUGCUACAGAAAAAAAUUUCACUUUUUAUUUAAUGUUGCAGUAUUAGUAGAGUGCAACUAUAGUAUUUGAAGUUAAAGAUCAGUUAAAAAUUCUGAAGUUAUUGGUACCAUUAUGAUCUGACAGAGGUCAGAGUGCUAUGUUUCCUCCCCUUUGUAAUGAAUACAGAGCUUCAGUUAUUUCAAAACAAAAUCAUCAACAUUACUUCAGCUGUGAGUUGUGGAUGUGAAGUGUUCCUCACUUACAUGGUAAGAAAACUACAUCUGUCAUAUAUAAUAUUUGUUUCUUCAACCUUCAUUUGCAAGAACUAAUAAUCUUAUGCAUACAAAUUAUUUGGUCAAAUUUCUGUGAGCAUUAUCUUGCACAGAGAUUAUCAAAAUAUGUGUAUGAAAUCUGUUCAUAGGAAUUAAAUCAUUCACAUACCAGAUAAAGUUUUUAAUAUUAUUAAGGAGCUAUGGAAACAGAUCUCCAUGAGCUUUAAUGUUAAAAGAGAAAGAUCACCAUGUUGUUGUUUGUCAUUUUCUGUUGGGAUCAAGUAUAAUCUUGAAGACAUUUCCAAAAACAAUGUCUUUCUCUUGAUUAGUAUUAAAUAUCUUGUGAUAGUUAAAAUAUUUCCCAUGGACUCAGUACAUGAAAUAUUAUUUUUACACAGUAGUGAUUUUUCCUUUACAGCAUUUGUUUACUUUGAUAGACCAAUAAAUUGUACAUGAUAUGCUGGGUCAUGUGAGAACUAUAAACGUCUAAUUUCAAAGUCUACAGCCAACCAGGAAUCCACUGCUCACUGCUGUAGUGUUUUGUGGGCCAAAUAAGUUACACUAUAAAACAGUAAUUAUAUUACUUGAACAUUCAGUCAGGGUUGAGUGUUUUGUUCCCAGAUGUAAAUACUUGUGACAAUUAAUAUUUUAUGCAAGUAUUUUAUUGGAAUUUUCAUUUUUUUGUACCAUAAAUAUUUGUAAAUAAUGAAAAAUUAUUGAAAAUCCUUUGCAGUGUUAAUAUUUAUAAAUUUUUACACAGUAUGAUAUAAAUUUGUAUUGUGCUUGUCAUAUCUUAGCUUAAAGCUUUCACUUUUUCUGUAUCUUCUCCAUAUUCACAUUUCAUUGCAAAAACAUGAAACAGUAAAUCAGUGCUGAAACUUAUAAUUGCACAAAUGUCAUCACAACAUUUGUUUUUUCCGCCCUCGUGUUUGCAUGCUGUUGAGUUUGUUCAGGCAUAAGUAGCCUCUUAGGGUAACAGAAUUCAUUACAGUUUUGUGCCAUGUCAUAAACUGGACAUCUGGAAAGAAAUUUAAGAUUUUCUCUUGUUUUUAUAUCAACCUGACAUCUGCGUUGGAAUAGCCAUUGCACAUAAUAAAAUCCAACCAGUCUUUAUUCUACUUAUUUCUGGUUUCUAACAGAAAUUGGUAUCAGAAAGCACAUUAUAAUGUUCCCAAGUGCUUCAUUAAGAGCAAAUGCAGGGAAUGAAGUUACCAAAGAAACUUUAUUUUAUGAUACAUUCUAGUAUAAAAUGCUAGUGAUACUUUGUUGAUCUGUUUAUAGUGUACAGUUAUUUUACUUCGUGCUCCACCAAAAGUAGAGGGUAACAGGCAAGUUGCAUGAACUCAUCAGCACUCUGUUGACAUUGUUAAUUUUACCAAAUUUUUUACCAACACACAAUAAGUUUGUGUUACCAAAAUGUUGAUUAAUUGUAAUGAAGUAGUAACUUUUAUCAGUUUUUGCUAGUAAUGUACUGGACUGUUGCAUAUAUUGUUGCCUCAUUGCAGAUAUAUCAAUCUUUGACACUUUUAGAAUACUGAGAAUGCUUACUAUCCUGGUCCAUAUCUCUCUCUCUCUCUCUCUCUCUCUCUCUCUCUCUCUGUGUGUGUGUGUGUGUGUGUGUGUGUGUGUGUGUGUGUGGCGCGCGCGUGGUCGUGCGCGUGCACGCGUGCAUUGGAUUUCAGUAGUAGAGUCACCUUUUAACUUGUGCCUGUUGUCUUUAAAACAGUCUGUUUUAGGGAACUAUUUCUAGGCAAAUUACUGUAUUAACAGUUGAUUGCAGAGGAAACUAGAAGAACCAUUCACUGUAAACAUUGUACUGUGGCAUCUGUGUAAUUCUCCAUCAGGCACAUAUCAUUAUGAAGAAUCAGUAUUUUGGGAAAUAUGUUUAAAGAACUUUAAGAUUUGAAUUAUUUUGGCAUAUUUACUGCAACAUAAAUUCUAUAUGUUACUACGCAUCUGACAUACAUUCAUUGUGAAUAUGUUUGUAGUUCUAGGAGAAGCAUGAUGUUCGCAUGAAAUGUGAUAUUCCUAAUAAGCCAGGCAAUGUAAUGAGAACACAAUAGCUAGAAAUUGGUAGAAGUGUUAACAGUUCAUGUGACUGUUAAUGUAUUGUAAUAGUGUGUCUGGUAAUUUGAUAUACCUAAGAGUGUCUUAACAAAAUUUUUAAUAAUGCAGUAAUGAUUGUUGGACUGAAAUGGACAUUUACUUACCAGUUGAUAAAAUGUGAAAGCAGUGGAAAACUAUCAGACACAAGUGAGGUGAAUAAAAGAUACAUAUCUUGAAUCUCUAAUUUUGAAAAUCUUAGUGAUGAGGCAGUUAGUUAAGAGGAAGAGGAGGAGGAGGAGGGAGAUAUACUGUGAUACAAGAGAGUUGGAAAUUACACCUCUAAGCCUCAUUUAGACAAGUCAGAUGGUAUGGAUAUUGACAGAAAUCACUGUGGGCUAUACCAACAGAAAUUAAAAUUCUACAGUUACUUUUUGCUUAAUUUCCUGCACCUUUCUCUCUUAGAUUCUGUCUCGGCUUCUUCUGCCUGGCAUAUAAAUUUUCAAAAGCUGGAGAUUCAUUAUCUGUUUUAUCACUUGUGUUUUGUCAGGUUUUCCUCAGCUUUUUUGUUAAGUAUAUGUUCUUCUUUGUCCCACAUCUGUUUGUGUUGUAUUCUGCUUUACUUUUGUGAAUUUUAAUUAUACAGUGACUGGUUCUUGCACUUGACUUGCACAGAAACCACCAUUGGGAUAGUAAUGCCUGCCUUUAAUCCCUUAUUUCAGGAUGAACCUAAGAUGUGAGGUGAUCUGUUCUCUGCCAACAAUAUAUGCAGCUUCCAGUAAUGUUCUUCUUUGGCAUAAGAAGCUUAAUAUGUGACUGAAAGUGAAUAAAUAAGCAAGUUGCCAGUUGCUCUCGUUUUUGUUUGUAGGAGUUAUUCUUGUUGUUCAGGUAUUUUUAAAAACAGGAGCAAGGGUAAAAUUGAAGAAGUUCCUUUAAAAAGGUAUCAGCUGAAAUUGUGUUACAUACUAUUUUGUUGUUCCAACAAAUAGUGAAAUGUUCUGUUGUCGCACUUUAUUGUGCAGUUCUGUUGUUUUUUUUUUUAAUUGUGUAAUGUAUAGUUUGUUGUGAGUACCAAAUUAUGUUAUAUACUUUCGUUAAUAUGUGAUUGAUCAGACAAUGUAAAAUAACUAGAAAGUAUUAUAGUACUGGAUGAAGGAGAGGGUGGUAGAAUGUGUUAUGCAUCUACCUAGUCAUGUUUUUCAUUACAAGUGACCUAUGAGAAAUAUAAAGGGUUUUAUGAAGCAGUGAACCUCAGCUCUAUGGUCCAGAGGACCAGUGGGUAUGUCUGAACAGUUCAUGAAAUAAUGCAUUUAGACUGAUGUAUUGCAAGCACGACACUGAAUAGUCAUUUUCCUGUGAUCUUUGUGCCAUAGGAAAUAUUUACAUUUUAUAUUUGUGAGCUUAAAUACAGGGUGUCCUCUCACAUGGAAAAACAGUAAUGAUUUGUGCAGUUGCUGAAAAAUGCAAAACAAGAUAAAAUGUGUUUGGGCUGCUGUUCUAUUUAACAAGCGCGAUGUCUGUGAGUUGCUGUCAAAAGGACCAAUAUGUUUCUGGUCAUUGUUGCUUGUAUUAUGUUUUUGUGGUAUCACUGAAUAAAAAACCAUUUUGCUCCUGGCACAUUUUGAAAACUUAAUUUGUCAAAAAGUUGACAGUGUAAUAGUGAGGGUGUGAAAACACUGUGCAGUUAGGCUACAAUAAAAGAUUUUUUUAAAAAUAAAAUGAAUAAAUACAUAUAAUAUUCAGAAAAAGAAUGAACACAUAAGCCUGAUACACUGAGCUUUGAUUGUGUAUUCUGUGCUUGUUGGAAUUCAAUAAAAUAUGUAAUGAUGGUGAGGUUCAUAAACAAAUCAUGAAACGAGUGACAAUGGCAGAAGGAAGCAUCUUUAGCUAUUUUCAAAAUUGGAACUUAGUGUAGUAAACUUAGGUAUUGAGUCAGCUGUCACAUUUUGUGAACGUUGCAUAUUCAGUCUGUGUACCAUAAAUUUAGUCAUACAUGAAAAAAGAGAAAGACUGAAGAAUUGUUACUAAUAGUGUUAAAUAUGAGUGGGCACCCUGCACAAAGGAAUAAAUAAAAUAGAGAAGUGUGUGUGUGUGUGUGUGUGUGUGUGUGUGUGUGUGUGUGUGUGUGGCGAGUGCGCGAACGUGUGCAUGCUUAGGAGUGCGAGAGCGAGUGCGCAAACGUGCGUGCGCUUGGGAGUGUAUGAGCGUGCAUGCGUGUGCUCAUUUGCACGUCCAGUUGUUGGUGAGGGAUAUUCAGACAAUUAAUUUGGAUAACAUUCAUUCUGAAAGAUCACAUUUUCAUUUUCAAAAGUCUAUUCAUUAGCAAUUGUCAUUCCCAUAUCACUUUGUGUCUGGUUGUUUUAAUCACUGUUAUAUAGAUCACAGAGCCUCUGAUGUAUGUUGUUUACGUGGUAUUGUUAUGUGAGUAUUAAGAUUUAUUUUCUUCUUCCCACAGAAAUUUCAUUUUAACCAUGAUUGUUUUAGAAAUGAUCAACAAUAGUGCAUUUAGUUAUUUAUUUUUCGAAAUGUAUACAGCACAGAAGGAGACAGUGAUACAAAUUGCAUCACAUGGGACUUAGGUGUGUUAACAACUUCAAGCCCUCCAAAGAUUUUUACAGUACUCAGCCUUCACACUAAGGAUUUCAUGUUAAUGAAGAGCUUUAUUGCUUUCUCAUAGUUACUUAACUGGCUGCAGAUAACUGCAGUUGCAACUAAAAGACCUUCAUUUAGAAAGAUGCUGUCCCCAUAUUCCAUAACUCUGUGGUGUGUAUGAAGUUCUAGGAUGUGAUCUUUCAGGUUUUCUCGGGGCGGUUAAUUAAUUGUGUACAUCCAAUUGUUCUGUCAAGCUGCUGUUUCCAUUUUGAGCACAGUAUUUUAACAAGUAACCCAGUCAUCCUGUUCAGGUGCUGCAAGUUUUGUUAUGUGUACUUGCUGCCUGGACUCCAUCCAGACUGUGAACUGGAUUGGUCUCAUGCCAGUAUUUGUAGCAUAGUUUGAUUCCCAAUGCCAACUGUGCCCUUUUGUUUUUCAGAGCCUGCCUAGAUAUUCCAUGAAAUGCAAAUCCUCUCAGCAUUUCUCAUCUCUGGUGGAUGUGGUGGCCAGCAAGAUCUUAAUAAAUUGCAUGCCAGAUCCCAAGCUAGUUUUAAUUUGAAACUUCAUCCCUGUUUAACAGGUUUUUUAUUGAAAUAUGGAUGUCAGAAAAUGUAAUAAACAAGGCUGGAGAUUUCAGUUUAAACAACACUUGUGGUUUGGUUCUCAAUUUGUUAAGAUCUAAGUGGCCUUCACUUCCACCAGUGCUGGAAAACACUGAGAGAAUUUGCAUUUCACAGAAUAUCAGUACAGUCUUUGAAAAACCAAAGAACUUCAAAUGGUGUAGUGGGCCUCAGGAAUCAAACUCAGCUACAAAUAGUGGUGCGAGCGAACAAUAAUACAGAGACUGCUAGGAGCCCAUGGUAGUGAGGAUGCUCAACAGCAAAACUCUUAGCGCCUGAAGAGGAUGGCUGGGUUGGACAUUGAAAUAUUACGCAUAAAAUGGAAACAAAUACUCAGUACAUCCCGGGGAAACACCAUUAAGUCCCAGGGUGCUGUCCCUACCAUCAUAACUUAUUUGUGUGCGUGUGUUACGAAAGGGAGAGAGGUGGGGAGGGGGGGGGGAAGGGUUAAUAAUUAAUGAAUGUUUGUAAGAGAUGAAUGAAAUGAGAGGAGCAGAAUGGUCGUUCAGAGCAUCGAAAUACUGUGUUCAGGUACUGAAUGUGAUGUAUUGUGUUUUUACUUGUAUAUUGUGGGCAGUGAGUAGUGGCGAUCAAAGAUGAAUGUUUCAAGUUAGACCGUAAUUCUUGGAAAUCGUGUGACUUGUAAGUUUUUAAUUCAAAACUCUCAGUAAUGAAUAUGUGCAAUUAUUUAAGAAUAAGUGCUGUUUGUGUCUGAAAUUGUAUAAUACAACCUGGCAGUUGCAUGUGUUCAUGCUAUUUGUGUAAAUUACCUAACAGACUUUUUUUUACUAUUGUAGAAAAAAAGCCAUUAUUCUCUUUCUCAGCUACACCAUUGUACGGAAGAAUUUAAUAGUGUAGUAUUUGAUGUUCAACAAUUCUAUAUCAGAUAACUGUGUGUUAAAUAAAUUAAGAAACAAUUUUCAAAA